UGCGCGCCGCAGGCCCGGAUCCUGCUCCUGGCCGCCCUCCUCCCCGCGCGCUGGUCCGCGUGCGCCCUCGCGCUCGAGCGCGAGCAGCCGGACCCGCUGAAGGCCCCGAGCGCCGUUCCGCUCGACCUCGGCGGCGGCGGGAGGACCCUUUCCGGCCGCAGCGCCGUCGCGGCGACUGGCGGCCUCGCGGGUGCCGCCGCCGGCUGGGCGCCGCCGAUGAUCGUGGAGAAAGACGCCGGAGGCAAUCCCAUGGUGACCAUUGGGCUGUGGAUCUGCGUCGCAGCCAUACUCGCCGUGAUGCUCUUCUCGACCUACGUGCUGAUGUGGUACGCGCACGUGACCGCCACUGAGCCGAAGGCCACGGACAACAAGGUCGAUGCGAUGCGAAGUGUCGAGGCGAUCCUGGCGAGAAGCACGGGCAGGAGAACGCCGACCGCGGCGCGGCCGAAGGGCACCAGGGCGGCCGGGGCUACGCCCAGGGUGCCAGCAGCCGGGGGUACGCCCAGGGCGCCCUCCAGCUGGUCAAGCUUCUACACCGAGUCGUCCCGACACGUGCCCGAGUCGGUCAGGAGCUCCACCGUCGGCACGCCGGCAGCCCGGGUGGGCGCGGAGAGCGGCCCGCGCCGCGCGGGGGCGUUGCCCCUGCAGCCGCUGUGCCCGCAGCUCAUCGUCCCCGACGGCACCAGGCUGAAGUCCGUCUUGCAGGAGGCCGUCUGCCGCAGGAGGCAAGACCUGACCUUCAACGUCAACGGCAUCUCCGCGCUCGGCGGAGCGCCGCUUUUCCAGAUCCGCGUGGUGGAGACGGCCGUCACCGCUGGGAAUUGCGGCAUCUUCGUGGAGACGCUCGGCGGCAAGGAGCAGUUCGCGUUCCUGUCCACGCAGGAGUUGUGGGCCGACGAAGGGGACACUACCCCGAAGUUCAGCAUCAUGAGGCGACCCGCGGAGCGAGGCGACGCGCUACCCGCUCGCACGGCGUAG
Prorocentrum cordatum is the source of this 978-nucleotide messenger RNA. NCBI's taxonomy places the organism in Eukaryota, Dinophyceae, Prorocentrales, Prorocentraceae. The record is from the annotation of a GenBank genome assembly.